This is a messenger RNA of Penaeus vannamei (Pacific white shrimp), 1985 nucleotides long. Lineage: Eukaryota; Metazoa; Arthropoda; Malacostraca; Decapoda; Penaeidae. The record is from RefSeq and is a predicted model, not a curated record.
AUGUACAUCAGUCCUCAUGGUUCAGGAGCUGAUAUGGGCAGCGAGUAUAAUCUCCUUUUCCGGGACUUUGCAAAGUCCCAGAGAUUGAGGUUGUCUGGCUCUUGGGGAUUUCAUCCUGAUAGAUUGAAGGAGUGUGCUCAGGGGAUUCCUGAGGCAAUCUCUGGAGACAGUGGAAGCCACAGGUGCUUGCUGUGCAGCUCGUCUGACAGGGGAUCGGGAUUUGCACCGUUCUCAAGUGACAGCUGUUCGCUUAUUAAGUGGCAAGAUUGUCAGAUCCUGUUGCAGGUGCAGGAACGUUGGGCUGAGUAUUUUGAGCAGAUGUACCAGAAAGUGGUGGCUCUGGAUGCAUAUAGUAAUGAAGCGAAAUCUUCGGCUCUAGAGGUCUCCUGGACAAAGACCAAGAUCCACGACUUUGGGGACUUGUUAGGAGAACCUGUUCGGUCGGUACAUGCUUCCAGCAAGGGCAUUGAAGAAAAAAUGCUACUUACCUUGGACAUUGGAAUAUUUGUAUUUGCCGAGUUUCUCUUACUAAAACAUAAUACAGUAUCUUUCAUAGACACCUUAGAUAUUCCUGUUUGGGAGAAGGAAGUUUCAGCCUCUCCAAGGAACGUCCGUGAAAGCAUUGAACAGAAGUUCCUGUUGGAUAUGCCAGACGAUUUCUUCGAAUUCUGGGACCUCUGCCGUGAACUCAACCAGGAAAAACCAGAAGAGGCCUUCGCGGACGUCGGCCUGAUGCUGGUCGGCCCCUACGACGUCUUGUCGGGCAAGCUGGACAAGCUGCAGCACCGGAAACUAUCCAGCUACCUCUGCCACUGGCGCUACUACUUCGACCCUCCGGAAUUCAUGACAGUCCUUGCGAGCCCGGAAAACGAAUACCACAUUGGGUAUUACCGUGACGAUUGCUUCCAGUUUCCGGUCUUCGUGGCUUCUAUGUCGUCGGUCAAGCCAGGGAAAAUAUCUCCGAUGGCGCAGAACGUCUUUGGUGCCGUCUACUCGUAUAUCUCUUCGAAACUCGAAAAGGAGGAGCUGCAGGAGGCCUCUCUGACGGAGCGGCGCCUCCGAGAGGUAGAGAGGUACGCGAGGACCCGGCGCCACACCCUCGGCCUGAGAACGCCCGCGCUGAGGGAGCGGGAGAAGCAGGUCGUGGGCAGGUGCUUCCACGGGGCGGGCGUGGCGGUCGACUCGGAGGAACCUCUUGGGCGCCGCGUCCUCCCCGUGUCAGAGGUCGAACUGAAGAGAAUUUUGCAGGCAGUCACAGAGGCUGAAACCGAAGACGAGAGAAAAAAACGUCUUGGCAUUUUGGAAGUCCUCGUGAAAAUUGUUCGCCGUGAAUUUAAUAGAGGAAAUGCAGCGAUGGGCCUGGAAUUCGGCCACAACCUCUUUUCUUUCGGAGGAAACGUCUUCCACAAGUACGUCCUUCAGGUCCUCGGGGAGAGUUACGACCGCCUCUUCAGAGAGCCGUUCCUUGAUAUAUUACAGGCUCACUUGCAGAACAGGCGCAGAGGAAACAACAUGAGUAUUCUAGACGCUUCGGACCAAAGUAAAAAGUGAUGUCCAGGUGUCCGUUUUUUCACUACUAACAUACCUUUAUAAUUUUUUAGAAUAAGUACUUUUAUAAAACGAAUACUCAAACGCACGUCUUGGUGAUCAUAUAUGAUGAAUAUUUACCCUUAACAUUUGUAUUUGUAUUGGUUAUCAUUGUUUUAUUUGUCUGCCAAUGCAUAUUAAAGGCCAUUUUCUGUAGCAAAGCAUCCAUGCCAUAUUUAAUUGUUGAUUUACUUGUAUGUGUAUGUGUUUGUUUCCCAAUUUCACAAACAUGUUCAUUAUUGGAAGGAAAAUGAGAAUAUUAUGGUUUUCAUUUUCUAUUUUUAAGCGAGGCUUUGGUUCCUUGAUUCAAUACAGUAUACUAAUAAAACUGAUUGUUCUUCCACAUUUCGUUUUUCCACUUCCUUGUGAUUACUGUAAUAAAACAGAUUAGUUCAUUC